CUCGACUCCCACAUCCUUCUUUUGCUGAGCAUCCAAGAAAUAUUUUCACAUCCAUUCCUAAUAGUACCAAUUGCCAUAUUAACCUCGAUUUAUUGAGGAAGGUACGUGUUAUUCAACGAAAAACUGAGCCAACAAGACUAAAAAAAAAAAAAAAUCAUGUACGUUUAAUUGUACCCUGAAGGACCAUCCCGGAAAUCACACCGCUAUUGGUUACCUUGACACAUCACUGGUUUAAAAAAAUGGCGACCAUAAUCACCCAGGGAAGGAAUUCAAAAAUCUCUCAACUUUGAUUUUAACGAUCCAAGUGGCAGCGGAUUUAUUUUGUCAAUCUCCGGGGAAGCAAUAUUUGCUCUCCAUCGUGGCCGAGGAGAAGGCGCCGUGCAACGUGAGUCGCGGUCGGCUCGAUUGUGUCUUUUUUCUCUCUCUCUCUCGCCAACAGCUGUUUUCAACCCUUGAAGCAGCUCGCCUUGUUUACAACAGCUCGGCCGCUCCGCUAACUCGCUGCCACGAAGCUCGCCGCACGCUUUCGCUCUAAACGGCAUUUCGGCGGAAGGAAGCCGCCCGUAGCCAAACGACAAGCCAUUGGCCGUCGCCGCUCGCUCCUGUUUAUUUCGAAGUUUGCGCCCAUCAUUUCUCCAUGUUGUCCGUCUGCGCAGUGUGACGAUGGAGUGCAUGUUCAUCAUGAACCGGAUGGGCUCCGCGGGGAGCUCGGCUGCGGCCCAGCGGAGGCGGAUGGCCCUGGGGGUGGUCAUCCUCCUGCUGGUGGACGUCAUCUGGGUGGCCUCCUCCGAGCUGACAGCAUACAUUUUCCGGCAACAGGAGUACAACAAGCCCUUCUUCAGCACCUUCGCCAAGACGUCCAUGUUUGUGCUCUACCUGCUGGGGUUCCUGCUGUGGCGGCCCUGGAGACGGCAGUGCACCGGCUCGCUCAAGCGUCGACGCGCUUCGCUUGUACGCACGUUUGCCGAUGCGGAAGCCUACUUUGCUCCUUGCGCCAACGACGCCCCCGUCAACAACCGCUUGAGCGAGCCGCUGUACGUGCCCGUCAAGUUUCAGGACGUCCCCGCCGAUCCGGCCAACUGUUUGAUGGACGCAUCUCGCAAAGCCGCGGCUUGUAAAAAGCAGCGGGUGCGUUUCAGCAACAUCAUGGAGGUGCGCCAGCUGCCCUCCACGCAAGCGCUGGAGGCCAAACUGUCCCGCAUGUCCUACCCGGCCGCCAAGGACCACGAGGCGGCGCUGCGCACGGCCGGCAAGCUGACCGUCGCCGACGUGGCCAAGAUCAGCUUCUUUUUCUGCUUUGUGUGGUUCCUGGCCAACCUGUCCUAUCAGGAAGCGCUCUCCGCCAGACAAGUGGCCAUCGUCAACGUUUUGUCAUCCACGUCAGGCAUGUUCACGCUCAUCCUGGCCGCCGUAUUUCCCAGCAGCAGCAGCGACCGCUUCACUCUGUCCAAGUUGUUUGCGGUGGCGCUCAGCAUGGGAGGCGUGGCCACGGUGAGCCUGUCCGGCACGGAGCGUCCCGACGAGCAAGGCACCGUGGGCUCCUUGUGGUCCCUGGCCGGCGCCGUCCUCUACGCCGUCUACGUGGUGAUGAUCAAGAGAUGGGUGGAUCGGGAGGACAAGCUGGACAUUCCCAUGUUCUUCGGUUUUGUGGGUCUGUUCAACCUGCUGCUGCUGUGGCCGGGCUUCCUGCUGCUUCACUACACGGGCUUCGAGGCCUUCGAGCUGCCCAGCCAGCUGGUUUGGGCCUACAUCCUCGUCAACGGCCUCAUCGGCACCGUGCUCUCCGAGUUCCUCUGGCUCUGGGGCUGCUUCCUCACGUCGUCGCUCAUCGGGACCCUGGCCCUCAGCCUCACCAUCCCGCUCUCCAUUCUGGCCGACAUCUUCAUGCAGAAGGUGCGUUUCUCGUGGACGUUUUUUGCCGGGGCGGUGCCCGUCUUCCUCUCGUUCUUCAUCACCACGCUGCUGUGCCACUACAACAACUGGGAUCCCGUCAUGGUGGGGCUGAGGAGGCUCUACGCCUUUGUUUUUAGACGACAUCGUGCUCAGAGGCUCCCCGAUGACCAGGAGCUGUGUGAAAGCCUUCUACCGUUACACGCCGUCUCCCUGAACCAAGGAAGCUCAUGAUCUGCGCUUCAAGUGUCCAAGAGAUCUGAGGGACAGAGAGACUCAGCCCCCCCCCCCCCCCCCCCCCCGUGCCUCCUAUAUGAAUGCUCCGCUUGCUUGGGCGUGGUGGAGUUUUUUUUUUUUGAAAUUGUCUCUCUAAAAACCGACGGCAACUGAAGGUGCUGGACAUGGCCAAUCACGACGCCGAUGAUGAUGAUGAUGCUGCUGCGAUGUGUGUGACCAAAUGAAGAGGUACCUUUCCAGUUGGGCGGGCUGACGACAGAGGAAGUGACCAGGGGUGCAGUCUUUCACAUUUGCCACAACUCUUUUUUUUUUUUUAAAUUGCUUUUUGCCUUUGGUUCUCAUGCCUUGAUGAGAUAGAAAAAUAGCAGCUUGGAAAGGAUGUCACAAGACUAUGUUCCACCUCUGUUUACAUCGCGGCUCAAAUGGGCCCGUUUUGGGGUUUUUUUAAAAAAUUGACAGUAGCAAACUUCUGCUCAGCCUAACCUGUUUACUCAGCGCAUGCCACAAAUGUUUGAGGGGUGGGGGGGGUUUCAUUGAUUGCACUUUUGGACUACAGACGGUACUCGUUAAAUGGUCCGAUUUUCAAGUUAGAAAACAUUUUUUUUCAGUGUGAAACUCCUGCUCGGCCUAAUAAGUGUAAGCGCCGUUUCCAAAUGGAGGACAUCAUUCGUCUUUCUCAGGAUUGAUUUCUUUUUUCCAUGUGAACCCAUCCCAAAGGUAAAAGAAUUGACAACCGAUAUUUGCCAAUAUUUGGUAGAUCACACUGUUGUUUCGAAAAAGUUUCACAUUGAAAAAAAGGACUUUGAACUUGUAUUUUGUGAACUUUGAAGUGGGUCGACUCGGCCCGACGCCGAACUGUGUCGCUCGCGCUUCCACGAUAAGCUACGCGGCCGCUUUUGAGAAACGUCCGUUGAAGGUGAAGAUACUUUCCUGUUGUUUGAUUUUCGGUGUCGCUGUCAUUGAGCACUUCCACGACCAGCCAAAUCGGGUGUUUUUGUUGGGGGGGGGGGGGGGGUUCUUCUGUGAAUGAAUAUUGAGCCGGUGACUUCCCAGUAAGGAGAAGAAGAAAACAUGUCAGACGUUGCUGUUGUUGCGCUCGCUAAAUGAACCUGCCAGCGUCGGUUCAGGACUUGAAAGACAAAACGCGUCCGCUCUUGUGACUUGGUGUACUGAAGUCCUGUUUUUUUUGGGGGGGGGGGCUUCCAAUGUUGUUUGUUUGUUAUUUGCUUUGGGUACAAUCAAAGAAAACACUAUCUUUAAGAAUGUUCAUUGUUUGUUCGGCCAUUUUGUUUCACGUCUCAGGUACUUUGGCUUGAUUGUUGGUCCAAAAAAAAAAAAAAGUCAUUUGUGCGGUUUUUAAAUGUUGAGUGGACAGAUUCUCCUGCCCUGGGGUCAAUACACCAUUAAAGAUAUCUUUUUAAA
Hippocampus zosterae (dwarf seahorse) is the source of this 3549-nucleotide messenger RNA. RefSeq names its product solute carrier family 35 member F5-like. Gene Ontology annotation, biological process: regulation of peptide transport. NCBI's taxonomy places the organism in Eukaryota, Metazoa, Chordata, Actinopteri, Syngnathiformes, Syngnathidae. The record is from RefSeq and is a predicted model, not a curated record. The transcript has 14 exons. Bases 664 to 2124 code for a protein of 486 amino acids.